Messenger RNA from Carica papaya (papaya), 946 nucleotides. Lineage: Eukaryota; Viridiplantae; Streptophyta; Magnoliopsida; Brassicales; Caricaceae. The record is from RefSeq and is a predicted model, not a curated record.
UCUGUUUUUACACUCUACAGAUUGCUCCCAUUUAUUUGACAUCCUGUAGGAAGCAGGGAAUGGGUCUGCUGGAGAUGUUGUUGCACAAGCAGCCUGCUCAACAUAAUCAAUUGCUACUUAAAAAUUUAGAGAUUUGUCGCCUAUAUGAACUUGAUAGUGUUAGUUCUGAUAUCAUGAAGAUUGCUGGAGUACACCACUGGAAGCAUGGUAGAAAAGGCUUGGGAGUUUUUUGGCUUCAGCAAGCAAAGGACGAAGUUCGUCUUAACAGGAUUGCACAGCAGUUGUUUGAUUCUGUUGGAAAGUCACUCUCAGAUGAAAAGUUCGAGCAAUGGGAAGGCUUAAUCGAGUUGUUAGGUUCUGAAUCAAAAAUCGCUGGAGGACUUGAGUUUUUGCACAAGUAUAGGGAUUUCAAGAAGUCCCUUCAGUAUAUGCAUGAUGGAAAAACUACAGAUGCUGCACGGCAGGCUGUAGAAUCACUUGUAUCACUCAUGAAAAAUCCUUCUACACCUCAACGCUUUUGGUCACGACUUCUGUAUGAUUCGUUGAAUUUACUUAAUUGGAAGGAGCGUCCUUUGCUAAAUGUCUCCCAGGCAAAUCUUUUGAUGAAUAAAUUACAAGAGUUAUCCAUGGCAAGAUUACGCCCAGACUUCAUUGAAGCUGAUCUGCCUCCUCAGGGCUUAUCAUCUGUGAGACUAGCUCUCGCCACUAAUCUUGGACGUGCUAACCUAGAGGAAUAAUUUGAAGCUACCAAGUUCUUUGGCUAGAUCCCUUCCCUCUUUUAUUCUCUUUUUCCCCCACCUCGUGAUUAUACUGAUAUUAUUAUGGGAAGUUUUUCUGUAUAGUUUGUUGUUUUUUUUCGUUUUUAGAUCUUUUAAAGUUUUAUUUAGAUUAUGGUUCGACGAUGAUGUUAUAUUUUUUUUAUGAUAAUUUGAUAAUUUUUUUUUUU